Cotesia congregata is the source of this 1053-nucleotide messenger RNA. Lineage: Eukaryota; Metazoa; Arthropoda; Insecta; Hymenoptera; Braconidae. The record is from the annotation of a GenBank genome assembly.
AUGUUUUUAUCUUUAUUACGAGAUUGGAAAUAUACCUUUCGAACAUUUAAUCUUCAUAGAGGAGGAAUUUCUCCCGUACGAAUUUAUAACUUACAUUUAAUAACUGUGAUAGUCAUAUUACUUAUUACUUUUUUUUUGUAUAAUUAUCUUUCUACAUUUAAUACUGUUUGUUAUGAAAAUGAUAAAUUAAUGACAUGCUUGGAUUAUUAUAAAUAUAAUUCAACUUAUCCUCUUACUGCUCCGAUAGCGAAACCAACAGGAAUAAGCUAUAGAAUUGCAAUUAUUAGUGAUCUCGACUUGAAGGCUAAAAGUCUUCUUCAUAAAUCAUGGAUUAGCUUUUUGAAAAAAGGAAUUCUUUCUUGGGAUCCUCAUAAUGAUAAAAUUCACAUUAGUUGGGAAAAAAAAGAGCUUUUACUUUCCUCAUCAUUUGUAAUUAAUGAUAGAGGUAUGGAGUUGUCCGAACUAAUAACUUUUGACGGUCGUUUAUUAAGCUUUGAUGAUAGAACCGGUAUUGUUUACGAUAUAGAAGAUAAAGCUUAUCCAUGGACUAUUCUAAUCGAUGGCGAUGGUCGCAGUUCGAAAGGAUUUAAAUCAGAAUGGGCGACAGUGAAAAAUAACUUCUUAUAUGUUGGUAGUAUAGGUAAAGAGUGGACUUCUUCGUCGGGAGAGUUUAUUCACAAUAAUCCUAUGUGGAUUAAAAUUAUUUCUCCACGUGGAGAAGUAAAAUCAGUUAAUUGGAUCAAUAACUACAAAAAACUAAGACAAGCUGUUAAUAUUGAAUUCCCUGGUAUGUUCCUUGUAAAAUAUAAGAUUAAUUCAUCUAAUAAGUAGUUUUAAUAUUUUUUAGAUGAUAUUUUCUCAAGUGUUAUAAUUUUUAAUUGCUUGUUUAAAAAUUUUUGCAGUAUUAAAAAGCUUUUUCAUCUCCAUGGUUAUAAUGAUCAUCAUGAAUAUUUAAAUAUUUUAUACUGAUAACUAAAUAUCGUUGCUUUGAUUGGGAACUUUUGCAAUGCAGUUGUUACCUAAAUCAGAUGUUGAGUUUCUGCAGUAAAUACU